Molecule: messenger RNA, 1986 nt
Organism: Lycium ferocissimum
Lineage: Eukaryota; Viridiplantae; Streptophyta; Magnoliopsida; Solanales; Solanaceae
Product: cytochrome P450 81Q32-like
Exons: 1
Coding region: 273-1796 (507 amino acids)
Molecular function (GO): heme binding; monooxygenase activity; oxidoreductase activity, acting on paired donors, with incorporation or reduction of molecular oxygen
Source: RefSeq, a predicted model, not a curated record
UCUGUGCACAGAAGUCAAACUCAAUCAUACAUUAUCAUCAUAACAAUUGUUUAUAGAUAAGUGGCUCUCCUUGCAGGCCAAAGAUGAUAAAGUCAAAUGAUGCUGAUAGCUACACAAACAUAGUGUAAACUAAGACCUUGCACCAAAUUUGCACUCAUCUGCAUAACUUUUGUCUAGCCAGAAUCUAAGUUGGCCUAAGAAACAAUUGAAGAAGGGCUCUAGUUAUUUAUAGUUACUGUAGAAAGUCUAUUUUUGAUUGAUCUGCAUCAACCAUGGAAAUUUCAUACUACAUCCUCAUCUUCACUUUCCUUUACUUGCUAAAGAACCAUCUCUACAGAAAAUUCAAAAAUCUCCCACCAAGUCCCUUUAUCUCUUUUCCCAUAAUAGGCCAUUUGUAUCUGUUCAAGAAACCACUUCAUAAAACAUUAGCCAAGAUCUCAGCAAAACAUGGUCCUUUGCUUUUCCUCCGAUUUGGAUCGCGUCCUGUCCUGCUUGUCUCUUCCCCUUCUCUUGCAGAGGAAUGUUUCACCAAAAACGACGUCGUUUUUGCCAACCGUCCAAGGUUGCUUGCUGGAAAACAUCUUGGUUACAAUUAUACCACCCUUGUUUGGGCUUCAUACGGCCAACACUGGCGCAACCUAAGACGGAUUGCUACUCUUGAAAUCUUGUCCACUCUGAGAGUUCAAAUGUUUGCUGAUAUCCGUAGAGAUGAGGUUCGCACUUUGAUCCAACGACUUGUAACGGGCAAAACCAGUGUUGGAGAUUCUAACACGAACGUGGUGGAUAUGAAAGAGGCUUUCUUUGAGAUGACAUUGAACAUCUUGAUGAUGAUGAUUGCUGGGAAGCAGUACUAUGGUGAUUCUGGUGAUAAUUGGAGGAAUCUAGGGAGGUUUAAAGAGAUGACAGAAACUUUCCAAUUGAGUGGUGCAAUAAAUAUAGGAGAUUUUGUGCCAAUGCUUAACUGGAUUGGAGUAAACAAACUUGAAGAUAAGUUGAAGUUACUGAAGGAGAAGAGGGACAAAUUCAUGCAAGAUUUGAUUGAAGAGCACAAGAACAGCAGAAAGGGAUCUUCUGUUGAGCAAAGGAACAAUACCAUGAUUGAUGUUCUUCUAUCACUCCAAGAUUCAGAACCUGAGUAUUACACAGAUGAAGUGAUAAGGGGCAUGGCAAUAGUCAUGUUAACAGCAGGGACUGAUACUACAGCUGGCACAUUGGAAUGGGCAUUAUCACUUCUUCUAAACAAUCCCAAGACCCUAAAGAAAGCUCAAAACGAAAUCGACACUCACAUUGGAGAGUCAUCAAGAUUACUUGAUGAUUCAGACCUUGCUCAACUCCCUUAUCUCCAUGGAAUCAUAAACGAAACUCUCCGAAUGUGCCCAGCUGCUCCGAUUCUUGUGCCGCACGAGUCCUCGGAUGAGUGUGUCGUUGGAGGUUUUCGUGUCCCAAGAGGUACAAUGUUACUAGUGAAUUUGUGGGCAAUACAAAAUGAUGCUAAGUUGUGGGAAGAUCCAAAUGAAUUCAAGCCUGAAAGGUUCAUCGAUUUUAAAGGGCAACGAGAUGGGUUCAGGCUAAUACCAUUUGGAUAUGGCAGGAGAGGAUGUCCAGGGGAGAAUUUGGCAAUGCAUGUGGCUGGUUUGGCAUUAGGAUCACUUAUUCAGUGCUUUGAAUUGAAGAGAGUAAGUGAAGAGCUGGUUGACAUGACUGGAGGACCUGGACUCACUAUGCCUAAGGCUAUACCAUUGCUAGCAAAAUGUAGGCCACGCCAAAAUACUGUCAACCUUCUUGCUCGUUUGUAAUCACAAUUCUUCCCUGCACUUUCGCUUUUCAGACAUAAUUAAUAAACGCAGAAAGCAAUACUACAUUUGUCUAUUAACACCUUUCUAAAUAAACGCUAAAGCAAAAGUAACAUCUAUUUUCAAGUAGCUUGCUAAUUGUUCAUAGCUUGCUAGGCAAAAUCAGUAAUUAUUGGAGAGAGCAGGCUUCCUG